Fusarium coffeatum is the source of this 1200-nucleotide messenger RNA. RefSeq lists its product as uncharacterized. The transcript has a single exon. The coding region runs from base 1 to 1200 and encodes 399 amino acids. The record is from RefSeq and is a predicted model, not a curated record. NCBI's taxonomy places the organism in Eukaryota, Fungi, Ascomycota, Sordariomycetes, Hypocreales, Nectriaceae.
AUGGACAUAUCACUAUCAUCCUUCGGCCCCCACGAGGCAGUCAUACUUCUUAGCAUCAUUAUCAGUCUUGCCAUCUUAAUCUACAAAGGGAACGACAUAAUCCAAUCCCGUCGUAGUUUCCGCUACGCAAGCAAACUACCUCCCGUAUCAGCAAACUACGAACCUAGCGACUUCAAAACACCCAUCCCAUCCCCAUAUCCUGGUUGGUCCAUCGAAAAUACAAAGCCUCUACCCUACCGAGCUUUUCGCUAUGGACCGAACUACCAAGUUACCAUGGGUCUACGGACCUGUCCGGUAGAAGAGUGGAUUGAACUUGAUAACCAUUUUCCCAAAUAUCACGCUGAUAAAGCGGCGAGGAUUGCGGAACGUGGGACAAAAUGUGUUGAUACGCAUCCUGAUGCGUAUCCUGCUGCAAUUGAGCUCUUGCAGGAACUUGCAGAUUAUCUUCCUGCGAGAUAUCCGAGUCUUUAUGUACGGACUUCCGCGGGGAUCAAGAAUAAAUGGUCUGGCGAGGAUUUCAACAUUGUUGAGAGACCGUUAGCUGAAGAUCCUAUGGCGAUUUGCGCGCGUCUCAUUCAAGAUGAUCUCGCCAUCAUGGUCGAACGUCCCGACGGUCAAUAUUACCUUCUUGCAGGAGCUAUUCUUCUUGCUGGCUUCUGGCGUUUGUCUGAUAAAUUCGGCAUGUCCCUCUCAGACAUCCACACAUCAGGCGACGUCCCUCAUUUCCGCGAAAAGCUCGAGACAGGAAUGUGCAAAUUCUUCAAACGUCUUCGUCCUGAAACUUUCUACAACCGAAACAAUUACUUCCUCCAAGUAGACGAUGGUUUAGCCUGGAGCUGGAGUAUCGGCAGUGAAGACGCACCAUCUGUGUCAUGGAGCACAGCUGAGAAAGACAAAGCUAUUGAACACCACAUGUUUCGCUCCGAGCGUCAGAGUCUUCGUCGAUUACCCAAGACGGGAGCUGUGGUGUUUACCAUCAGGACGUAUUUCCAUCCUGUUACGGAUAUUGCGAAGGAGGAUUAUGUACCGGGACGGUUAGCUAGUGCGGUGAGGAGUUGGGAUGAUAAGGUUGCUAAUUAUAAGGGACGGGCGAAGUACGGGGAUGUUUUGUUGGAGUAUCUUGAUCGGGAACAUGAGAAGCAGAUACAGAGGGGAUUGGAUGUUGAGAAGGAGGGGGAGAUUAGAAAGUAUCCUUGGUAG